Sodiomyces alkalinus F11 is the source of this 3743-nucleotide messenger RNA. RefSeq names its product calcium-transporting ATPase sarcoplasmic/endoplasmic reticulum type. The record is from RefSeq and is a predicted model, not a curated record. The coding region runs from base 429 to 3419 and encodes 996 amino acids. The transcript has 4 exons. Lineage: Eukaryota; Fungi; Ascomycota; Sordariomycetes; Glomerellales; Plectosphaerellaceae. Gene Ontology annotation, molecular function: ATP hydrolysis activity; ATP binding; P-type calcium transporter activity. Gene Ontology annotation, cellular component: membrane. Gene Ontology annotation, biological process: intracellular calcium ion homeostasis; calcium ion transmembrane transport.
CGUGCAUGUCGCUCUUUGGGAGGCCAGGAAAUCCAUAGAACAUUCUUGGUAUCUGCUUUUUCACCGUCCCUCGUUUCUGACAAGCCCCACCUCUUACGCAACACUGCUACCAGGAUAAAGGGUUGUUUGCUGUUCUAACCUGCCUUCACUUCUUUUUAUCUCUCUCCUUUUUAACAUCCGCUCUUUCUCUCCUCACGGAGUAAUUGACCUACGUCUGGUUUGCGCCUGCCACUAUCUUCGACCACCCCUUUCCCUGCCGAACUUCCUUGUUCACGAAUUUCUCGGCAGGACCUUGUUGAUCAGAGCUGAGCGUUGGGGUUUCAACAUCUCAACCAUUCAGGCUUACCACAUCUUUGUUUCGAUCCCCCUUCUUUACAUGCUUAGAACCGGGUGUGACCUUGUGAGCGCAGUAUAGCAGCUCCUGUGCAAUGGACAAUGCCUUUGCGAAACCUGCGGACCAGGUCCUAGCCAACUUCAAGGUUGAUGCUAGGACUGGGCUGCGUGACGACCAGAUCAUAUCUCUGCGUUCCAAAUAUGGGAAGAAUGUUAUCCCCGAAGAUCCUCCGACCCCUCUCUGGGAGCUCAUUCUAGAGCAAUUCAAAGACCAGCUGGUCAUAAUACUCUUGGGUUCUGCUGUUGUGUCCUUUGUGUUGGCUCUCUUUGAGGAAGAUGACGGCUGGAGCGCAUUCGUCGACCCUGCCGUGAUCUUGACCAUUCUGAUCCUCAAUGCCGUCGUCGGUGUCUCGCAAGAGAGCAGCGCCGAGAAAGCCAUCGCGGCACUCCAAGAAUAUUCGGCCAACGAGGCCAAUGUCCUACGAAAUGGUCUGGUCACUCGCAUCAAGGCGGAGGAGUUGGUUCCUGGCGAUAUCAUCAUUGUCAAUGUUGGUGACCGUGUGCCCGCCGACUGCCGCGUCAUCUCUAUCGAAAGCAACGCCUUUGCCGUGGACCAGGCAAUCCUUACGGGAGAGAGCGAGAGUGUCGGCAAGGACCAUACCGCCGUCCUCCAAGAUGAGAAGGCUGUGUUGCAAGACCAGAUCAACAUUCUGUUCUCGGGUACCACUGUGGUUGUCGGCCGCGCAAAAGCCGUCGUUGUCUUGACCGGCGCCGAUACGGCCAUUGGCGACAUUCACGAGAGCAUCACCGCCCAAAUCUCGGAGCCGACCCCCCUGAAGCAGAAGCUUAAUGAUUUCGGCGACAGUUUGGCCAAGGUCAUUACCGUCAUCUGCAUCCUGGUUUGGCUUAUCAACAUCCCUCACUUCAGCGAUCCGUCCCAUGGCAGCUGGACGAAGGGUGCCAUUUACUACCUCAAGAUUGCCGUAUCUCUUGGCGUCGCCGCUAUUCCCGAAGGCUUGGCCGUGGUUAUCACGACGUGCCUGGCCCUGGGAACUCGCAAAAUGGCCACCAAGAACGCCGUUGUGCGAAGUCUUCCGUCCGUCGAAACCCUCGGCAGCUGUAGUGUCAUUUGUUCCGACAAGACCGGUACCUUGACCACCAAUCAAAUGAGUGUCAGCAGAGCUGUCUAUAUCAACGACGCCGGAACCGGUCUCGUGGAGCUCGAGGUUGAGGGAACAACUUUCUGUCCGAGGGGUGCGAUCCAGCUCAACGGCCAGAAGGUAGUUGAGCUGCCCCGCACCUCGUCCACCGUUCGCCAGAUGACCGAAGUCGCUGCUCUCUGCAACGACUCGAAGCUUGCGUACGAUGCCAAAUCUGGUGUCUAUUCUAUCAUCGGAGAGCCCACUGAAGGCGCUUUGCGAGUUCUGGCCGAGAAGCUGGGCCCUACCGCACCGGAAAAUGCUUCACCCGACACCCUCCUGCAUCACGCCAGUGCUCACUACGAGAGGAGCUGCCCUAGACUUGCUACGUACGAAUUCUCUCGGGACCGUAAAAGCAUGUCAGUUCUUAUUCAGAAUGGCAAGGAGCAAAAGCUACUCGUCAAAGGUGCCCCCGAGACUGUCCUUGAACGUUGUUCCCAUGCCCUUGUCGGAGCGGAUGGUAAGCGGAAGCCGUUGGACCGGUCGCUCGCUGAGCUCAUCUUGAAGGAGAUCACCGAGUACGGUAACCAGGGUUUGCGUGUCAUUGCCCUCGCCAGCGUCGACAAUGUGAGUGGCCAUCCCCUUCUGAAGUCGGCCAAGUCGACGGCCGAAUACGCCCAGAUUGAGCAAGACAUGACUUUUCUGGGUCUUGUUGGCAUGUUGGAUCCUCCUCGGGUGGAGGUUGCCGCUUCGAUUCGGAAGUGCAGAGACGCGGGCAUUCGUGUCAUUGUGAUCACUGGAGACAACCGCAACACGGCUGAGAGCAUCUGCCGUCAGAUUGGCGUCUUCGGUCCGGACGAGGACCUCAAGGGCAAGAGCUACACCGGGCGUGAGUUCGAUAACUUGUCGUCCCAGGAAGCCCUGGAAGUCGUCAAGACGGCCUCCCUCUUCUCUCGCGUUGAGCCCAGCCACAAGUCCAAGCUGGUCGACCUGCUCCAACAGCACGGCGAAGUGGUGGCCAUGACUGGUGACGGCGUCAAUGACGCGCCUGCUCUCAAGAAGGCCGACAUCGGCGUCGCUAUGGGCUCGGGCACCGACGUGGCCAAACUCGCCGCCGACAUGGUAUUGGCCGAUGACAACUUCGCUACCAUCGAAAUCGCCAUCGAGGAGGGUCGUUCCAUCUACAACAACACCCAGCAGUUCAUUCGCUACCUGAUCUCGUCCAACAUUGGCGAGGUCGUGUCCAUCUUCUUGACCGCCGCCAUCGGUAUGCCCGAAGCUUUGAUUCCCGUUCAGCUCCUUUGGGUCAACCUCGUUACCGACGGGCUUCCUGCCACGGCUCUGUCCUUCAACCCCCCUGACAACGACAUCAUGAAGCGCAAACCUCGCAAGCGUGACGAGGCCCUGAUCGGCGGUUGGCUCUUCAUCCGAUACCUCAUCAUCGGCACGUACGUCGGAUUAGCCACUGUGGCCGGAUACGCCUGGUGGUUCAUGUACAAUCCCGAGGGACCCCAGAUCACCUUCAGUCAGCUGACUCGGUUCCAUCGCUGCUCCACCGAAUUUCCGGAAAUCGGCUGCCAGAUGUUUAACAACGAUAUGGCCAAGUCGGCCACGACCGUCUCCCUGUCGAUUCUCGUCGUCAUCGAGAUGCUCAACGCCAUGAAUGCGCUGUCCUCUAGCGAGUCUCUGCUUACCCUCCCCCUCUGGGAGAACAUGAUGCUUGUCUAUGCCAUCUCACUCUCCAUGGCUCUGCACUUUGCUCUGCUCUAUACGCCGGUCUUGCAACAGUUGUUCUCGAUUCUUCCCUUGAGCUGGUUGGAAUGGAAGGCUGUUCUCUGGAUCAGUGCGCCUGUCAUCUUGAUUGAUGAGUGUCUCAAAUUCAUUGAGCGGAGAUUCUUCAUGCAGUCGGCACAUGUAGAGCGGAUUGAAGCAAAAAAGAACAAGUAGACGAGGCCCAAAUACACGUGUAUGUAGACGGUCACUUUAGUUAAAAAUCGAUAGACGAAUCUAGCACAUAGCAUUAUAUACAGUCCACUCCGUCAAAGGAGAGGGAUAUGCUGGGCAAUGUUGGCGAAGUCCUGCCGAAGAGGCAUCAUGUCAAGGCGGGCGUCUGAUUCUUGGUAAUCUCGUCGUUCAACGCGAAAGCGUGAUAGAUACCGUCAGUUCUAUUGUGAUCGACGGCGCGUUCUGUUGGUACCGACGGUAAAAACUGUUAAAUAGUCCCCUUCCGGGAACGGACCAGCUAGCUGUAUGCCCGGAUAAUUUUCCCCG